Molecule: messenger RNA, 1029 nt
Organism: Hyaloscypha bicolor E
Lineage: Eukaryota; Fungi; Ascomycota; Leotiomycetes; Helotiales; Hyaloscyphaceae
Exons: 1
Coding region: 1-1029 (342 amino acids)
Biological process (GO): protein prenylation
Cellular component (GO): cytoplasm
Molecular function (GO): protein prenyltransferase activity
Source: RefSeq, a predicted model, not a curated record
AUGUCGAGAGCACUCGAUCCAGAAACAGCUGCAUCGCUCAAGAACAGCAAUCCCGAAACCGUCUACAACGACAUCGUCAGAGCCCUCUCCUCGGAAACCGAUUCUCUCCUUGAGAUAGAGUUUCUAGGCAAAAGCCAUCCUCUUCCAGAAGGUUGCAAUGUCCUCGUUGAUGGAAAUAGCAUUGCAAUUGCCAAAGCCAAGCUUGUCCAGGCAUUCGUCGUGGCUCGUAAGAACUUCUUCAAGUACGUUCGAGAUUGUCCAGGAGACAAGUUAUUGGAUUUCAGAAAUGCAACCGCAGUCAUGCUAUUGAUGGAUCCCGAGCAUCUCACUGCUGCGAAUUCACGAAAAAGUCUUAUUCAGAAAUCGCAGAAAGAACCCAAGAUAAAUCUUGAGGUGAUCCUGAGGAAGGAGUUACAUUUCGUUGAUAGCUACCUGACUUCACGUUUACACCGCCAUACGAAAUCGCCCACGUUGUGGAAUCAUCGUCGAUGGGUUCUUAAAGUCUGCCAGUCAAUUCAGAUGGAGUAUGAUAUUCAGCAUGACCUCAAGUCUGUGGUCUUGGUCGCUGCGGAGAGACACCCGAGGAACUAUUAUGCCUGGUCUCACCUGCGCUGGCUCGUUCAGUCGUUCACCAUGUGCUCCAAUAUUCAAACGACGAGUUUCGAUUUCAGCAAGCUGGUGUCUGUUGUCAAAGAUUGGUGUCUCAGACAUCCGGCUGACACCUCGGGCUUUUCUUUUCUUCUCUUCUGUCUUCCCAUGCCUGGGUAUUCUGAGGACGUCUCUAAAACGGAAUUGAGAUCUUCGGUCUGUUCAGAGGUUCUUCGGCUAGCUGUGUCUUUUCAGUGGACUCACGAAACUAUCUGGGUGUUUCUUCGUACUCUGGUUGCUUCUGGAGGAGUCUUUGAGGAUGAAACGGCGGCAUUCUAUCGAGCCAUCGAAGACAUGCAAGCGGUUCAACCAAAUGACCACCGGUUCCUGGAAGCAGCGCGAAGUUGGUGUGGAAAAUAUGGGCAGAAAGACCAGGGCUGA